Peromyscus californicus insignis is the source of this 1521-nucleotide messenger RNA. It is a transcript of the gene Gpr19, whose product is annotated as G protein-coupled receptor 19. The record is from RefSeq and is a predicted model, not a curated record. Gene Ontology annotation, cellular component: plasma membrane. Gene Ontology annotation, biological process: G protein-coupled receptor signaling pathway. Lineage: Eukaryota; Metazoa; Chordata; Mammalia; Rodentia; Cricetidae. The transcript is spliced from 2 exons. Bases 220 to 1467 code for a protein of 415 amino acids. Gene Ontology annotation, molecular function: G protein-coupled receptor activity.
AUGGUUUAGCAGGCAGCCCAGCACAGCGUCAUCUGGUCUCCUACCAGGAAGCAGGCUGUGAGCUGGGGGAAGGACAGAUAUGAAUGUGUUCCCAAGGGUUCCUGGUGGUUUAUGGCAUCCUCCAAAGUCCUGUCCGAGAGCUGUUCCUGACCAAGAAGACCCACGGAGACUGACCCUGAAAUCUAGUCCAGAUGAAGACCUAAGAGGAAAAGAGUGACUAUGGUUUUUGCUCACAGAAUGGAUAACGACCAGCCACCUGUGGUUACUGCUACCCUGCUGGCGCCCCUUCAGAACCACAGCUGCAUGGAAGCAGCCGAGGCCCUGCUGCCCCAUGGCCUGAUGGACUUCCAUGAGGAACACAGCUGGAUGAGCAACAGGACAGACCUUCAGUAUGGACUGAACCCUGGAGAGGUGGCCACAGCCAGCAUUUUCUUUGGCGCUCUGUGGUUGUUCUCUAUCUUUGGCAAUUCCCUGGUGUGUCUGGUCAUCCACAGGAGCCGGAGGACUCAGUCCACCACCAACUACUUUGUAGUCUCCAUGGCGUGUGCCGACCUCCUCAUCAGUGUGGCCAGCACACCGUUUGUUGUGCUGCAGUUCACCACUGGAAGGUGGACCCUCGGGAGUGCCAUGUGCAAGGUAGUGCGUUACUUCCAGUAUCUCACUCCCGGCGUCCAGAUCUACGUGCUCCUCUCCAUCUGCAUAGACCGCUUCUACACCAUCGUCUACCCGCUGAGUUUCAAGGUGUCCAGAGAAAAAGCCAAGAAGAUGAUCGCAGCCUCCUGGAUCCUGGAUGCAGCCUUUGUGACGCCUGUCUUCUUUUUCUAUGGCUCCAGCUGGGACAGCCAUUGUAACUACUUCCUCCCUCCCUCCUGGGAGGGAACUGCCUAUACGGUCAUCCACUUCUUGGUGGGCUUUGUGAUUCCCUCUGUCCUCAUAAUCUUAUUUUACCAGAAGGUUGUAAAGUAUAUCUGGAGAAUAGGCACUGAUGGGCGGACCCUGAGGAGGACAAUGAACAUUGUCCCCAGGACAAAGGUGAAAACGGUCAAGAUGUUUCUCCUCUUGAACGUGGUGUUUCUAUUCUCCUGGCUGCCUUUCCAUGUGGCUCAGCUCUGGCACCCCCAUGAGCAAGACUACAAAAAGAGCUCACUUGUCUUCACAGCGGUUACAUGGGUAUCCUUUAGUUCUUCAGCCUCGAAACCCACUCUCUACUCGAUUUAUAAUGCCAAUUUUCGGAGAGGGAUGAAAGAGACUUUCUGCAUGUCCUCCAUGAAAUGUUAUCGCAGCAAUGCCUACACCAUCACCACCAGUUCAAGGAUGGCCAAAAGAAACUAUGUUGGCAUUUCAGAAAUCCCUCCCAUGAGCAGGACGAUAACCAAAGACUCCAUCUAUGACUCAUUUGACCGAGAAGCCAGGGAAAAGAAGCUUGCCUGGCCCAUCAAUUCAAACCCACCAAACACUUUUGUCUAAUUUCUAAGAAUUCUUUCACUGUUAUGUGCGGAGAUUAAAAGGCUUUAACUAUGA